CUGCAAGGGUGUCUGUCAAAGACCUUGUGAUGCCCGUGCUGAUUGGCGUCAAUUCCCCCGAACGCCCUGCAAAGCAGAAGGUGAUCACCGACAUCAUAUAAUCUGGUAUGCACCAAGUGAACUGCCCUGCAAUCAUCAAACAGAUGUCAGAGGUACGCUAUCUGUCUGCCGUCGCUUAUGGAAAAAUUUGUUCUGCACAUCGUCCGCAAUUUAUGUGUUGCAUCUGAUGCCAUUGAAGCCGUGAAAGCACGAUCACAGAAGCCCAUUGCACUGUCUCUCGCUCACUCUUCUGGUGUUGAGAUGACUCGGUUCUGCGAUGCGUUCCGAAGAUGAUGAUUGUGGUAAGGCCCACGCGAGGUUGGUGAGAGCUGUUGCGUGGUCUGGAUGGCUGACCGGAC
This is a messenger RNA of Suillus subalutaceus, 398 nucleotides long. RefSeq lists its product as uncharacterized. Lineage: Eukaryota; Fungi; Basidiomycota; Agaricomycetes; Boletales; Suillaceae. The record is from RefSeq and is a predicted model, not a curated record. Bases 178 to 333 code for a protein of 51 amino acids. The transcript has 2 exons.